AUGCCCAGCCGGCCCAUUGCUCCUGCUCCACCCUCUACUCUCUCGGCUCCAGCAAAGGUUCCUGGGCAAGUUACUGUGACCAUGGAAAGCAGCAUACCACAGGCCCCAACAAUUCCCGUGGCAACGAUCAGUGGGCAACAGGGGCAUCCUAGUAACUUGCAUCAUAUCAUGGCUACCAACGUGCAGAUGUCUAUCAUCAGAAGCAGCGCUCCUGGGCCCCCGCUGCACAUCGGAGCUUCUCACCUGCCCCGAGGUGCAGCGGCUGCUGCGGUGAUGUCCAGUUCUAAAGUAACGACGGUCCUGAGGCGGCUCCGCGCAGCCCUGGCCACCGGCUCCCCAUCCGGCCGGGCACGCGCUUGUGAUGUGUGACCUGUAACGUUUUCUCGUCCUCCCGUGACGACUUCAAGCACUAUUCCUCCGGCUGUGGUGGCAACUGUCUCGGCCACAAGAGCUCAGUCCCCUGUUAUAACCACAACAGCGGCACAUGCUACGGAGUCAACCCUCAGUCGACCCACCCUGUCUAUCCAGCAGCACCCACCUUCUGCAGCUAUUAGCAUUCAGCGGCCGGCGCAGCCCAGGGACGCGGCCACGCGGAUUACACUACCGUCUCACCCAGCAAAAGGAACACAGAAGCCACAGCUCCACACCAUGGCUCAGAAAACCAUUUUCAGUACUGGUACUCCGGUGGCAGCAGCAACAGUGGCACCUAUUUUGGCAACAAAUACGAUCGCUUCAGCGACCACAGCUGGUUCUGUGUCUCACACCCAAGCGCCUACAAGCACCAUUGUCACCAUGACAAUGCCCUCCCAUUCUUCCCAUGCUACAGCUGUCACGACCUCAAACAUCCCAGUUGCUAAAGUGGUUCCUCAGCAGAUCACGCAUACUUCUCCCCGGAUCCAGUCCGAUUACACAGCCGAGAGGAGUAAUCUCAUACCCCUCUCCAGUCACCGGGCGUCUCCAAACCCGGUAGCAAUGGAAACCAGGAAUGACAACAGGCAGUCGGUGCCUGUCCAGUUCCAGUAUUUCUUGCCAACAUACCCGCCCUCUGCCUAUCCUUUGACUGCACACACCUACACCCCCAUCACCAGCUCGGUGUCCACCAUUCGCCAGUAUCCAGUGUCGGCCCAGGCGCCCAACUCGGCCAUCACAGCUCAGACCGGCGUCGGCGUGGCCUCCACCGUCUUUUUUUUCUCCCGGCCUGCUCCCAUCAGCGCGCGGGGGAUCCAGCCGGCGCCAAUCGGCGCCCAGGGCAUUCAGCCGGCGCCAAUCGGGACGCAAGGGCUCCAUCCCGCCGCACCCAUCGGCACGCCGGGGCUGCAGCCGGCGCCCAUCGGCGCGCAGCAGCCGCAGGCCGACACCAAGACUUCGGCAGUAGUCUUGGCAGAUGGAGCCACCAUCGUAGCCAAUCCUAUUAGCAACACAUUCAACACGGCUUCUGCAGCAACGACAGUUGUGCAAACCCACAGCCAGAGUGCCAGUGCCAGCGCGCCGGCCCAGGGCUCUUCCCCGCGCCCAAGCAUCCUCCGGAAGAAGCCAACCACAGACGGGCUGGCAGUCCGGAAAAGCUUAAUUCCACCUCAGCCACCUGAGGUAGCCAGCACGCGUGUCGAGAGCGCUAUGCGAAGCACAUCUGGAUCGCCAAGGCCCGCCGGUGCCAAGCCAAAACCUGAAAUUCACGUGUCCAUGGCCACUCCAGUCACUGUGUCUAUGGAAGCAGUGUCCAGUCAAGGCGGCGAGCAGCCCACCAUCGCGGUCCCCCCUACCUCCCAGCAGCCCCCCUCUGCCAUUCCAGCAAUCAUCGCGGCAGCCAGCCCCACUUCGCAGCCCGCAGCAGCGCUCUCCACCAUUCCAGGAGCUGUCCCGGCCGCUCCACCAACCUCCACCGCAAUCGUGGCAGGACCGGGUCCUCCAUCAACCAUGAGCGGUGCGCUCUCAGCAGUGCUGGGUCCUGCCGUACCAGAGAUCAAAAUCAAAGAGGAGGUGGAGCCUAUGGACAUAAUGCGACCAGUAUCUGUCCCUCCUCUGACUACAAGUACUGUGUCUCCGUCUCUGGCGUUGCUGGCCAACAACCUUUCAAUGCCUCCAAGUGAUUUGCCACCUGGUGCCUCCCCGAGGAAGAAACCCCGUAAGCAGCAGCAUGUCAUCUCCACAGAGGAAGGGGACAUGAUGGAAACAAACAGCACUGAUGAUGAGAAAUCCACUGCCAAAAGUUUGCUGGUGAAGGCAGAGAAGCGGAAGUCUCCUCCAAAGGAGUAUAUAGAUGAAGAAGGUGUACGAUACGUCCCUGUGCGUCCAAGGCCGCCUAUCACGUUGCUCCGUCAUUAUCGCAACCCUUGGAAAGCUGCUUACCACCACUUCCAGAGAUACAGCGAUGUCCGGGUGAAAGAAGAGAAGAAGGCUAUGCUACAGGAGAUUGCCAAUCAGAAGGGUGUAUCCUGCCGUGCACAAGGGUGGAAGGUCCAUCUCUGUGCAGCGCAGCUACUACAGCUGACAAACCUGGAGCACGACGUGUACGAGAGACUGACCGCCCUGCAGGAGGGACUCAUUCCCAAGAAAAAGGCAGCGACCGAUGACGACUUGCAUCGAAUCAAUGAACUGAUACAGGGGAAUAUGCAGAGGUGUAAACUUGUGAUGGAUCAAAUCAGUGAAGCUCGAGACUCCAUGCUAAAGGUCUUGGAUCACAAGGACCGUGUUUUGAAGCUUCUAAACAAGAAUGGAACUGUCAAGAAGGUAUCCAAACUAAAGCGAAAGGAGAAGGUCUAAAGCCAGAACAAUGACUCUGGAAGUGGAGAACGUGUACAGAAUGGAGUUGAACCUUUUUGUAGUUUGGGUUUAUUUUUAAGCAGAGCAUCUGAAUAAAAAGGAUGAGUUUAGGGAACAGAUGGCAACAGAUGGACGUCUGAAGCCUGGUGACCUGAAGGGAUUGUCGCUGAUCUCUCAUGAUGAACAAAGAUUUCUCUCAGGCUCAUCCCUUUUUAAAGUCUUUCCAGUCCCAUUUGUUUAACCCUCCUGAUGUGUCAGUGCCUACUAAUUGGAACUAGCGAUGCAACGUGUGGUGGACAGUGCUCUCCUGUUCUGCAGCUUAGGGGUAAACGCACGCAAGGCGUGUACGCACCC
Molecule: messenger RNA, 3117 nt
Organism: Opisthocomus hoazin
Lineage: Eukaryota; Metazoa; Chordata; Aves; Opisthocomiformes; Opisthocomidae
Source: RefSeq, a predicted model, not a curated record